AUGGUUGCAGUGUUGGAGGAAUUGGCUGUUGACAAGUCCAUGGAUGGAAUCAUUGCCUCUGUCAAACAGGUGCCCCUUUCUGCAAGGUCCGCUACCCGCCGCAUAGAGGCGUUGUCUGAUGCUGUGCAGGGAGUCGUUAUCAGUGAUCUCAAUAAGGCUAAUUACUUCUCCUUAGCGGUAGACGAGAGCACUGACAACACAGAUGUUGCCCAGAUGUGUGUCUUUGUCAGGUAUUUUGAUGGGAAGCAGUUUAGAGAAGAUUUGCUGUCUCUUAUUCCUUUGGAGGGGAACACCACUGGAGAUAUUAUAUUCACUGAACUGUCAAAAGUGUUUGAACGGCUUUCAUUGUCAUUUGAGAAAGUCAACCUACUCGUGACAGAUGGGGCCCCUGCUAUGGUGGGUAAACACAGAGGUUUGGUGAGCAGGUUGAAGGAGAUCGCCCCCCAAAUGCAUGGGCUGCAUUGUCUUAUCCACCAGAGUGUACUUUGUGCAAAGCUCAGUGGUGAGCUGAAGGUAGUUAUGGAUAAAGUGAUGCGUGUCAUCAAUUUUGUCAGGGGUACAUCAAGCACCCAGCAUCGGCUUUUCCGACAGCUUGUGGCAGAUUCAGAGGAGGCCACCCACGACGACCUGCUGCUGCACAAUGACGUGCGCUGGCUAAGCAAGGGCAAAGCGUUGGAGCGCUUCUGUGCGCUACUGGGUGAGGUGAAGGCAUUCCUUAUAUCUAGCAAGAGUAAGGCAGCAGCAGAUUACCUUGCCUUUCUGGAGGACGAGAAGUUCAUGUCCAAUGUUGCAUUUUUAGCUGACAUAUUUGGCCAUUUAAACAAUCUUAACAUGCAGCUACAGGGAAAAGACAAAACCAUCGUGGACAUGGUUGAAAAGCUCCAAGCAUUCACCGUCAAACUGGGGUUGUUAGAGUCCGACAUAUCAACUGGCAGGCUCCUACAUUUUAGUACUCUAAAAACACAGGCAAGACGAGUGACGGGACUGAUGGUAGACUUCAUCAAGCAACUCCGAGCCAACUUCUCUUCUAGGUUGGAGGACUUCUCCGUCCUGAAUGAAGUAAUUGCUUUUGUGCGUGACCCUCUCACAACCCGAUCUAGCGGAGAACUCUCCACCCUGGUCAAAACAAUCGUCCCUUCCUUGGAUGAGGCUAAAUUUGAGAUGGAGUUAAUUGAUUUCCAAACAACCUCUCUGAUCAAAGAUGCAUUCAGAUCUGCAGAGUCCCUGAGUGCCUUUUGGGUGGCAUGCUCAGAGGAGUACAGCACAAUCAAGAACCUUGCGUUUUAUGUGUUGACAAUGUUCCCUUCCACCUAUACAUGCGAGUCUGCCUUCUCAUCAAUGAAUGCAAUAAAGACGUAUGAGAGGAAUCGACUGACGCACAAAAACCUCGAGAACUGCCUGCGGAUUUCAGUGACAACUGUAACACCAGACAUCCGAAGCAUUGUGACGAAUGCCAGGCAAGGAUGCCAGUUUUCACAUUAA
Molecule: messenger RNA, 1482 nt
Organism: Rhinichthys klamathensis goyatoka
Lineage: Eukaryota; Metazoa; Chordata; Actinopteri; Cypriniformes; Leuciscidae
Product: SCAN domain-containing protein 3-like
Exons: 1
Coding region: 1-1482 (493 amino acids)
Molecular function (GO): protein dimerization activity
Source: RefSeq, a predicted model, not a curated record